AUGCCUGCCGCAGAUACUAAGGCGAAGUUGCGCUGUGAAGCACCCGGCUGUGUCAGAGCCUACUCGAGUCCCUCCAACCUCAAAAGACACAUCAACUCUAAGCACAGACAGGCUGUUCAGAUGUCAUGCGGCAAAUCCUUUCCGAACCACCAGUCUAACAUCAAGCGCCACAAGAAGACCUGUGGCUGCACGGUCCUAGUUCAGCCUCUAGUUCCCGCUGGAGGGACUGACCCUGGCAUACCUACGACUGCCACCGCCAAUACGAUGACGACGCCGACCUUCGACGAUACUUUCGAUCUGAUAUUGAAUGACUUGAAAGAUGCUUACCAUCCCGUGGACAACAACUUAUUCGGGCAAUUCCAGUGA
Colletotrichum tamarilloi is the source of this 366-nucleotide messenger RNA. RefSeq lists its product as uncharacterized. The record is from RefSeq and is a predicted model, not a curated record. NCBI's taxonomy places the organism in Eukaryota, Fungi, Ascomycota, Sordariomycetes, Glomerellales, Glomerellaceae. Bases 1 to 366 code for a protein of 121 amino acids. The transcript has a single exon.